Prunus mume (Japanese apricot) is the source of this 903-nucleotide messenger RNA. The record is from RefSeq and is a predicted model, not a curated record. Lineage: Eukaryota; Viridiplantae; Streptophyta; Magnoliopsida; Rosales; Rosaceae.
AUGGCCACGAUGACACACUGUAUGAUGUUUAUGCAGCAUUCAAGACGGCUAGAGAAGCUUGGAAAUCUCUUGGGAGAAAAUAUAAAACUAAAGAAGGCAAUUCGAAUUUUUGAAGACAUGGUCUAUCAUAGAGUAUCACCGAGUCACAUUUCAUUCGUUAGUGUCUUGGGUGGGUGUAGUCACGCUGGUCUUGUUGAAGAGGGGAAGAUGUUGUUUAAUUCUAUGGUAAAAGAACAUGGUAUAUAUCCCAGAGUUGAGCACGAUGCUUGUAUGGUGGAUCUGCUUGGUCGUGCCAAUUGGUUCGAUGAAGCAGCUAAAGUCAUAAAAGAUAUGCGGAUUGAACCAAGUGCUAAAGUUUGGGGUGCUCUUCUUGGAUCAUGUAGAAUACAUUGUAAUGUUGAGCUGGCGGAGAGAGCAAGUGAAAGGCUAUUUGAGCUUGAGCCUAGGAAUGCUGGGAAUGAUGUACUUCUAGCUGCUAUUUAUGCUGAAGCCAAGAUGUGGGAUGAGGUAAAAAGAGUGAAGAAGCUUUUAGAAGCUCGAGAACUACAAAAGGUCCCAGGUCGGAGUUGGAUUGAAGUUAAAAGGAAGAUAUACUCAUUCAUUUCGGUUGAUGAGUUUAACCCACAGAUGGAGAAGCUCCAUGCAUUGUUGACUGAAUUGUCAACAGAGAUGAAGGACAGAGGAUAUAAGCCGCAAACUAAAGUUGUCCUAUAUGAUCUUAAUGAGGAAGAGAAGAAACGAAUAGUAUUAGGCCAUAAUGAAAAAUUAGCAGUAGCAUUCGGACUCAUAAAUACCAAAGGGGGGGAAACUAUUCGGAUUUACAAGAACUUGAGGAUAUGCGAAGAUUGUCACUAUGUUACGAAGUUCAUUUCCAAGUUCGCUGAUAGAGAGAUUCUGCUUUGA